Molecule: messenger RNA, 2412 nt
Organism: Gastrolobium bilobum
Lineage: Eukaryota; Viridiplantae; Streptophyta; Magnoliopsida; Fabales; Fabaceae
Exons: 2
Coding region: 147-2129 (660 amino acids)
Source: RefSeq, a predicted model, not a curated record
UCACUCUGAGUUUCUGACACCACUACCUCAACAACACACAAACACACACGCACAACAACGUUCCCACUUGCUUCUAUCAGCUCAGAAUUUCGAAAAAAACAGAAUCUCUCUCUCUCCUCUGUUCAUGUUCUGCUGCAUCAAUCAACAUGGAACUCGUUCCAUAUUCUGACCCAAACUCUGCCACCCCAGCAUGGCAGGACAUGUUCCGAUCCGCAUCUAGCAGAAAACCCAACUCCACCCCUCAUCCUCACGCGCCGCAACCUCAAUCCCACGCGCCUCCGCCUCAACCCCACGAGCCGCGGCCGCCUCAGAAUGACGGCGACCCAGAUGGAAAAAACAAAUUUUCCGGCGAUCCCCAGGUAAGGCUCGCUCUCUACAUAGCCAUGGCACAUGCGGGGCUUGCCUUCGCCAUUUUCGUCCUUUACACUGUGUCAAAGCUAUUGGAUCAGUACAUGAGACCCCUCCAAUGGGCAGUGUUAUGUUCAAUCCCUCUCAGGGGGAUUCAGCAAACCCUUGUUGCAUUUUGGUCUGAAUCCCUCAAGUUAGGCCUCACAGAAACUGUUCUUGCUGUUCCUGUUGCUGUGUUCAGAGUUUUUGUGGGUACCCUUGUUGAGAUUCGUGAAGCUUCUUUUAGGGUGAUUCUUAGGAAACCGAAGCCUGAGAACCACCCAGAUAGGAAACGUAGUGGGUUUUCCAAUUUGCUUCGUUUGCUUGUGUCUUUUGGGAUAUUCAUCGUUGUUUAUGAGAGGUUGGGUUGUUUUGGGGCUAUGUCACUUUUGGUUUUGGGUUUUGUGUUCAGCUCAAAGAAUGUGGAUUCCACUAUGUCCACUUUGUCUUCUUUCAGGAGCAGCAGCUUCAGGCGCAGUUCAAUCAGUGCUUUUUUCACCAGAGGGAUAUUGAAGAGGUUGAAAACUGUUGUGGCAGUUGGGCUUAUUGUUGGUAUGAUUGUUGGGUUUUUGACUGGGUUGAUUUUCUUCUCUUAUAAGAUUGGAGUUGAAGGAAAAGAUGCUGUGAUUUCUCUUAAAUUGCAUGUUGAAGAGAGCAAUUAUGCUGAGAAAAUUGGUGUUAAGAAGUGGAUGGAUGAGAAUGAUGUUACUGGGGUGGUGGAUAGUUACACUACUAAGUUCUAUGAGACAGUGUUUGAUCAGAUUGAUGGGUUGGCUGUGCAGUAUAAUAUAACUGAAUUUGUGACUGGCAUUAAGCAUUUUGUCAUUUCUACUCCUGUUAACUCAUCAGCACGUUCAAGAUCUUUGAUGACCUCCCCACCAUACACAGAAAAGCUCUUGAGUUUGAAAAGCCGAAUUAGAAACAGGGAAUGGAGCCAGAUUUAUGCAGAACUCGAUUCCCUUUUCCGGGAACUUGUAAUCACCCGUGAGGAUUUAGUUGAGAAGGCCAAAGGAUUUGCUAUUAAAGGAAUUGAUGUAUCUCAACGUGUUUUUGCUAGUAGUAGAACUGUGCUUGGAAGCAGUGCAAAAUUUAUGUUCUCCAUUGCAAAUUCCAUAAUCUCUGGAGCUGCAGAGGUUUUCAAUUUUGUAUCUCAGUCAAUGGUAUUUAUUUGGGUUUUGUAUUAUCUCAUUACAUCAGGGUCUGGUGGAGUAACAGAACAACUGAUGUGCAUGCUUCCAAUGUCAAACCCUACUAGAGUCAGAUGUGUUGAAGUCUUGGAUAAAGCUAUUUCAGGAUCCCUUUUGGCCACAGCUGAGAUUGCAUUUUUUCAAGGAUGUCUUACUUGGCUUUUAUUUAGGUUAUACAAAAUACAUUUCUUGUACAUGUCAACUGUUCUUGCCUUCUUCAGUGCUCUGCUACCAAUAUUUCCAUCUUGGUUUGCAACAAUCCCUGCAGCUAUACAACUAGUGCUGGAAGGCAGAUACAUAGUGGCCAUUGUCUUGUCUGUUAUUCACCUUUUCCUCUUGGAUUAUGGAGCGUCAGAGAUUCUGGAAGAUGUGCCUGGAAAUAGUGCAUAUCUUACUGGGUUGAGCAUCAUUGGGGGAGUGACAUUGUUCCCAUCUGCUCUAGAGGGGGCUAUUAUGGGCCCAUUGAUAACUACAGUUAUGAUUGCUCUGAAGGAUUUGUAUGCUGAAUUUGUUUUGGAAGAACCUAAGGACAAGGCCAAGGAGAAAGUUAGCUAAGCUUCUUCUCGUGUCUACAAAAGUAUUUUUUUGCAGUUGAAGUUUGCUACAAGUGUGCAUUGCUCUAUUAUGCCUUUGUUAGUGGAGUUUGCCUUCAGAUUUGUGAUAUGCUCAUAAUUAUAUGUUUUCAGAAUAGGACCUUUUUUUUAUCCAUUUCAGGGGUCAUCAAAUAUUUUCACUUGGUGGCAGUGUUUGAUAAUUGUACACUUACAUCUGUAAUUUAUUCUUGUAACUAUUUUUGUUAUUCAUUGUAUAAAAGAAAGAAAAACUCAUGUAAGCUUGU